CCAAUUACUUUCGACCACCUGGACUAUUCUAGAAGUAUUCGAAAUGCAGGAUGGACUGCCCUAAUAUUGGAUCCUAUAAUUGACGAACUACUAUUUAUACAAGUCCUAAUGGAUGGCGGCAGUAAUUUAAACCUUCUAUAUCCAGACACAAUCCGCAAGUUGGGGAUAGACCGUACUAAAAUUCGCCAUAGCCACACUUCCUUCAAAGGAGUGGCGCCAGGCCCUUGCGCCAAGUGCACGGGCUCCUUACUACUAGAAGUUGUGUUCGGGUCACCCGGCAACGUCCGACCCAAAAAGCUAAUCUUUCACGUCACCCCAUUCAGAAGUAGCCAUCAAGCGCUAUUGGGACGUGAAGCUUUUGUCCGCUUUAAUGCAAUACCACACUACGCGUCUCUUACACUUAAAAUGCCCGGCCCACGCAGCAUCAUCUCAUUAAAAGGUCGUUCAAGACCCCAGACACGGCUAGACGAGUCCGGAAUAAAUAAGCUAGGGCGACAAGGAAAGGAGAAGAAGGGUGGCCUAAUCCACGCGCUCGCCGUCAACCCUCCUGACUUCAUUCACCUUGUCCAUAAUAGGUGCGACAAUGGCUUUGAGCUCUUCGAGAUCAGCGCCCGCCGGCAGCUUCUUGAGGACGCGGGUGCGAUCGCCAUGGGCAAGGGCAUCCUUCUCACGUUCGCGUUGGAGUGCGGCAAGCUCCUCACCCUUCCCUUUCAUCUCACCUUCCCGCCUGGACAGCUCCUCGGCGGCGUGCCUCUGCUGCUCUUCGGCUUCAGCCUUUUCAAGGAUGAACGCCUUCUUCGCCUCGAUGAGCUGCGCCCUCUCCUCAUCAAUGGACCGGAGGGCCUCCUGGUUAAGGUUCUGGAGCUCCUCCGCAUGCUUCUCUAUGUCGACUCCCGCCCCCCGGCGGAGGCGAGCACCUCUCCGUCAAAAGACUCUCCCUUGAUCGGUGCCCUGGAGCUCGACGCCUAG
Molecule: messenger RNA, 969 nt
Organism: Triticum dicoccoides
Lineage: Eukaryota; Viridiplantae; Streptophyta; Magnoliopsida; Poales; Poaceae
Exons: 5
Source: RefSeq, a predicted model, not a curated record